CGGGUCACGUGACUUUGACCCGCAACAACACCGUUUCCACUCGAGCUCGUGUUGGGGGCUUCCCGUCCACGGGGACACAAGGGGAGGUGGCGGCUCCUCCCGUGAUUCCCCGCCCUCCAAACCGGGAGCACAGACGGACCAGGAAGUCCGUUCUCUGAGUUCUGGACCUUGGACCCGCAGCGUGUGCGGGAGGAGACGGCAUGGACUUCCACAGACUGAACACCUUCGGGGUUUUCCAGCGACUCUGGCCUCAUUACGGCUACGAGCGGGACUUUGGAGAGCUGCGGGAGCGGGAGUUUCCGAGGAUGACGGACGCAGCCUCUGCAGUCGCUGACCUGCUGUUGUAAACAGGAGUGACGUACCUGGACCACGCAGCAGCCACUCUGCACCCAGACUCUCUGCUCAGGGGUUACUUCCAGGACAUCUCCUCUAACGUUUAUGGGAACCCCCACAGCCACAGCCCCAGCAGCAGGCUGACCCAUGACACCGUGGAGCGGGUCAGAUACAGGAUCCUGCAGCAUUUUAACUCCAGCCCUGACGAGUACUCUGUGAUUUUCACUUCUGGCUGCACUGCUGCUCUCAAGUUAGUGGCUGAGAUUUUUCCCUGGAGCCCACAGACAGACCAGGAAACAGGAAGUGUCUUCUCAUAUCUGACGGACAACCAUACCUCGGUUGUGGGCAUGAGGGGACAGACCUCUGCCCUGGGGGUCGCUGCCCUGUCUGUCCUUCCAGAAGAAAUGGAAAACAAAGAAAAAGAGGACUGCCCAGAGGAAGAUGCUCUUUGCCAAACAGCACACCUGUUCUGUUACCCAGCACAGAGCAAUUUUUCUGGAAGAAAGUACCCCCUGAGCUAUGUGAGGGGCAUCCAGACCAGACGUCUGUACCCGGCGAGCCACCGCAGAGGCCGCUGGUUUGUUCUGCUGGAUGCAGCUUCCUAUGUCAGCUGUUCCCCUUUGGACCUCCGGGACUGCCCUGCGGAUUUCAUCCCCAUCUCCUUCUACAAGAUGUUUGGCUUCCCCACCGGUCUGGGGGCUCUGCUGGUCCGAAACAGCACAGCAGGAUCUCUGAGAAAGACCUACUUUGGAGGAGGCACAGCAGCCGCUUACCUCACCAGUGAAGAUUAUUACGUGGAGGCAGCAAACAUUUCUGACAGGUUUGAAGAUGGGACCAUAUCAUUUUUGGACAUCGUUGCUUUAAACCAUGGCUUUGAGUCUCUCUACAGGAUAGCAGGAAACAUGCACAACAUCCAGCUGCACACGUUUGGCUUGGCACGGUACACAUUCAUACUGCUCUCCGGUCUUUGCCACGGCAACGGGAGGCGGGCGGCUCAGAUAUAUGCAGAUGGACACUUUGACAGUCCGGCCACUCAGGGAUCGAUCCUGAACUUCAACCUUCUGGACUCUAACGGGAGAAUAAUCGGAUAUUCCCAGGUGGACCGGAUGGCAAGUCUGUACAACAUCCAUGUGCGCACAGGCUGUUUCUGUAACACAGGGGCCUGUCAGGCCUUGAUCGGCAUCACAAACCAGCAGAUGAAGAGAAACCUUCAGGCGGGCCACGUCUGUGGAGACAGCAUUGACCUGGUGGAUGGCCAGCCCACUGGAUCGGUUCGAGUGUCCUUUGGCUACAUGUCGACAUUUGAAGACUGUCAAAAGUUCCUGAGCUUUGUUGCUGAGUGCUUUGUGGAGAAGCCGGUCACUGUGGACCCAGACAGACUACAAGGUCUGCUACCUGUCAGUGCACCAUCAGAGAGAUCCAAUGGUGUCUCGCCCAUCCAAGCCUUCCAGGAAGAGUCAUGUGAGGUUGUUCAGAGGGAAGAGCCAGUGGAACGGAGAGACGCCUACACUCUGACCAACAUCUACAUUUAUCCUGUGAAGUCCUGUGGAGCAUAUGAGGUCCAUAACUGGCCAGUGGGGCCGCUGGGUUUAUUAUAUGACAGAGCCUGGAUGGUGGUGAACAGAAACGGAGUUUGCCUAAAUCAGAAGAGGGAGCCUCGCCUGUGCCUCAUCAGCCCCCGAAUCCACCUUCCCUCCAACAAACUGAUGCUGCAGGCUUCAGGGAUGGAGACCAUUUCAGUUCCUCUGGAAAAGGACAUUCUGCUGCACACGGGCUCUGCUGUGAGUCAGAGUAAAGUCUGCGGCGACAGGGUGGAGACUGUUGACUGCGGGGCCGAGGCUGCUUCCUGGCUGUCAGGCUUCCUCGGACAGCCAUGCCGCCUGAUAAGACAAAGUCCAGACUUCACCCGAGAAAUGAAGAAGAGACCGUGUGACGGUUUGGUGCAGAAUGCUUUGAUGAAAGGUCGGUUUAAGGUCGUCUUGUCGGACAAAGUUCUUUUUUUCUGUGGAUGGAGACGACUGCGUUGCAUCAGUUCAGAUAUCUCUUUCUGUGCUUCAGACUCUGAAAACAGACUUACCUCAUCUAAACUUUGGGAUACAGACCAGCCUCAGUUGAAAGCUGCCCCCUCCCCGUCCCUCUCUCUGGUGAAUGAAGCCCAGUAUCUCAUGAUCAACCUCGCCAGCGUGAAGCUCAUUCAGAGUCUAAUGAGCAGCAGGCAGGGCGGCGGCGAGGACCAGGAGCUCCUCGUCUCUCAGAAAGUCAUCAGGCGCUUCCGAGCCAAUUUAGUCAUCACUGGAGGAGAAGCAUUCGAUGAGGAUAAUUGGUCACACUUGAUCAUUGGCAGCACCCGCUUCGUGGUCGCGGGUCAGUGUGGAAGAUGCCAGAUGGUGGGAAUAGACCAGGACACCGGAGCCAAAUGUAAAGAGCCGCUCGUGUCCCUGUCUGCCCUCCGCGGCGGGAAGGUGACGUUUGGCGUGUAUCUGACUCAUGAGACUGCAGACGGCUCUGCAGCAGGACACGCUCUCUCUGUUGGUUCUGUUAUCCAGCCGGAACCACACGGGCCUUGAAGGGUCACCUCUUUGUUUUUUCUCAUCGCUGUUAAUCCUCCCAUCUUUUUAACGUUUUUAAAAUGAAAAACAUCAAAGAUUUGGAAUUCAGCUCUUAGAUGGAAUCACCUGAAAUCUUAGCUACAAAGGAAAUGUUAUUUCAACAGCUGCCCAUUUAACUCAUCAACCUUCUUUACCAGCCAAAGACAGAAAUGAAUGUUCAACAUAUGCCGAUGAUCUACUGUUGAGAGGAGAAGAGCGCCGAUCUGUUAGGAACGCAGCAUCAGUGGAGGUACUUUUCUCUCUGUGUCCCCAGAGAAUCACGGAAAGAACCGUUGCAUCCUCUAAAGAUGAAGUCGCCACAUUGCCUUCCCUCUAACACCUUUACAACACCAUGAACUGUAAAGGCAAUGAUUGUAAUGAUGCACUGAAAGCCAUCAAUAGGAAGAGAAUGAAAAUAAAAGGCACAUCAACACUUCA
Messenger RNA from Oryzias latipes (Japanese medaka), 3359 nucleotides. It is a transcript of the gene mocos, whose product is annotated as molybdenum cofactor sulfurase. Gene Ontology annotation, biological process: Mo-molybdopterin cofactor biosynthetic process. NCBI's taxonomy places the organism in Eukaryota, Metazoa, Chordata, Actinopteri, Beloniformes, Adrianichthyidae. The record is from RefSeq and is a predicted model, not a curated record. Gene Ontology annotation, molecular function: molybdenum cofactor sulfurtransferase activity; pyridoxal phosphate binding; molybdenum ion binding.